Molecule: messenger RNA, 4944 nt
Organism: Nelumbo nucifera (sacred lotus)
Lineage: Eukaryota; Viridiplantae; Streptophyta; Magnoliopsida; Proteales; Nelumbonaceae
Source: RefSeq, a predicted model, not a curated record
AUGGCUCAUCAACUGGCGGGAACCGACGACAUAGAAUCUCUGAGAAUCGAAUUGGCUGAGAUUGGAAGAAGCAUGAGAUCUUCAUUUCGACGCCACACUUCGAGUUUCAGAAGCAAUUCAUUAACGCUGAAUUCCACGAGGGAUGAGGAAAUCAAUGAUGAUGAGCUUUAUUUACAGUGGGCGGCAAUCGAGAGAUUGCCCACUUUUGAAAGGUUGAGGUCGUCCUUGUUCGAUGAUUUCGGAGAAGGAGAAGAAGGAGAAGAAGGAGAAGGAAGAGAACAAGUUAAGGGGAAACGGGUGGUUGAUGUCACCAAGCUUGGAGCUCUUGAAAGGCAGGUUUUCAUAGAGAAGCUCAUCAAACACAUUCAGAAUGAUAACCUUCGCUUGUUGCAGAAACUAAGAAGAAGGAUAGACAGAGUUAGCGUGAAACUGCCCACUGUGGAAGUGAGAUAUGAGAAUCUGUGUGUGGAAGUUCUGUGUAAAGUUGUUCAUGGAAAGCCCCUUCCAACUCUGUGGAACUAUUGCAAAAGCUUGCUUUCUGAUUUGGCCAAGCUUUUGGGUUCAAAUUCUCAAGAAGCCAAGAUAAGCAUCCUCAAAGAUGUUAGUGGCAUCAUCAAGCCUGGAAGGUUGACUCUAUUGCUUGGCCCUCCAGGCUGUGGGAAAACCACCUUGUUGUUAGCGCUUUCCAGGAAACUAGACCAGUCUCUCAAGGUUACAGGAGAAAUUACUUACAAUGGUUACAGACUAGAAGAAUUUGUUCCUUGGAAAACAUCAGCUUAUAUAAGCCAAUAUGACCUGCACAUUCCUGAGAUGACUGUAAGAGAAACUCUUGAUUUCUCUGCUUGUUGCCAGGGUGUUGGAAGCCGGCCAGAGAUUAUGAGGGAGGUCAGUAGAAGGGAGAAGCAAGCCGGCAUUUAUCCGGAUCCAGAUAUAGAUACUUACAUGAAGGCAAUUUCUGUUGAAGGGCUAGAGAAAACACUUCAAACAGACUACAUCUUAAAGAUCCUUGGACUAGAUAUCUGUGCUGAUACAAUGGUUGGAGAUGCCAUGAGAAGAGGCAUUUCAGGUGGUCAAAAGAAGAGAUUAACUACAGGGGAGAUGAUUGUAGGACCAACCAAAGCUCUGUUUAUGGAUGAAAUAUCAACAGGUUUAGACAGUUCCACUACUUUCCAGAUUGUUGCUUGUCUUCAACAUCUGGUGCAAAUCACAGAUGCUACGGCAUUGAUUUCACUUCUUCAGCCAGCACCAGAGACCUACAAUCUCUUUGAUGACAUUGUCCUGAUGGCUGAAGGGAAAAUUGUGUACAAUGGCCCAUGUGAUCAUGUUCUCGAAUUCUUUGAAGAUUGUGGGUUUAGAUGUCCAGAAAGAAAAGGGACUGCUGACUUUCUCCAAGAGGUUCUCUCUAGAAAGGAUCAAGAACAAUAUUGGCACCGUACAGAUAAGCCCUACAAUUAUGUUUCUGUCAAUCAAUUCUCUAGUAAAUUCAAGGAAUUUCAUAUUGGGCAGAAGCUAGAUGAGGAGCUUUCAAAGCCGUAUGAUAAGUCCCAGAGCCACCAGGAUGCUUUAUCCUUUAGUGUAUAUUCUCUACCUAAAUGGGAGCUUUUCAGAGCAUGCAUGGCAAGGGAGUUUCUACUCAUGAGGAGGAAUUCUUUUGUCUAUGUAUUCAAAUCCACUCAGCUUUUUGUCAUUGCAUCUAUCACAAUGACUGUUUUUCUGCGGAGUCGGAUGGGUGUUGAUGUGGCCCAUGCGAAUUAUUAUAUGGGUUCUUUAUUUUAUGCACUUGUCAUACUUACCACUGAUGGAUUUCCAGAGUUAUCCUUGACAGUUUCAAGACUUGCUGUGUUCUACAAACAGAGAGAGAUGUAUUUUUAUCCAGCUUGGGCUUACUCCAUCCCAACUGCUGUUCUAAAGAUUCCACUUUCGUUGGUGGAAUCAUUUGUUUGGACAACUCUUACCUACUAUGUCAUUGGGUACAGUCCUGAAUUUGGAAGGUACAUCCGCCAGUUCUUUCUACUUUUUUCUGUGCAUCAAAUGUCAACAUCUUUGUUCCGUUUUAUUGCCUCAAUCUUCCAGACUGUGCCCACUGCUUUGACAGCUGGUCUCCUUUGUUUACUUUUCCUUUUCUUAUUUGGUGGCUUCAUUAUCCCACAACCCUCUAUGCCAGUUUGGUUGAAAUGGGGAUUCUGGGUUUCCCCAUUGACAUAUGGAGAGAUAGGUCUAACUGUGAAUGAAUUUCUUGCUCCACGGUGGCAAAAGAUGUCAUCAAGCACAAACACCACAAUAGGGAGACAAAUACUUGAAAGCCGUGGACUAAACUUUGAUGGCUACUUUUAUUGGAUAUCACUCGGUGCCUUAUUGGGAUUUGCAGUGCUUUUCAACAUUGAAUUCACCUUGGCCUUGAAGUCUUUAAAGCCUUUUGGGAUCUCUAGUGCUAUUAUUUCACACGAAAAGCUCUCUCAAAUACAAGGAAGAGAAAAUAACAGCAAUGGUGCAUAUUCAGAGGAGAAUCUCACUGAUAUCUCUUUACAAACCACUGCAGAACCCAAGAAAGGAAAGAUGAUUUUACCUUUUGAGCCCCUAACAGUGGUAUUUAAGGAUGUGCAGUAUUACAUUGACACUCCUCUGGAAAUGAGAGAACGGGGUUUUUCACAGAAAAAGCUUCAACUUCUUCGUGACAUUACAGGUGCAUUUAGACCUGGUGUUCUUACAGCCUUGAUGGGAGUUACUGGAGGUGGGAAGACAACUCUCUUGGAUGUCCUUUCUGGAAGAAAAACUGGUGGUACCAUUGAAGGAGAAAUUAGAAUUGGUGGGUAUCCUAAGGUCCAAGAGACAUUUGCUAGGGUAUCAGGUUACUGUGAGCAGAUGGACGUACAUUCUCCACAAAUCACUGUAGAAGAAUCAGUGAUAUAUUCUGCUUGGCUGAGGCUUCCACCUCAAAUUGAUUCAAAUACUAAAUCUGAGUUCGUACAAGAAGUUCUUGAAACAAUUGAGCUUGAUGGAAUUAAAGAUGCUCUACUAGGAAUGCCUGCCAUCAGUGGUUUAUCAACUGAGCAACGUAAACGGCUUACAAUAUCUGUGGAGCUUGUUUCCAAUCCAUCUAUUAUUUUCAUGGAUGAACCCACAUCAGGUUUAGAUGCAAGAGCAGCUGCGGUUGUCAUGCGGGCAGUGAAGAAUGUGGUUGAUACAGGAAGAACAGUUGUUUGCACAAUCCACCAACCAAGUAUUGAUAUCUUUGAAGCUUUUGAUGAGCUGAUUUUAAUGAAAACUGGAGGAAGGAUUGUCUAUUCUGGACCAUUGGGUCAGCAUUCAAGCAGGGUUAUUGAAUAUUUUCAGGGUAUCUCUGGGGUGCCAAAGAUCAAAGACAACUACAAUCCAGCAACAUGGAUGUUAGAAAUCACUUCUAUAUCUGUUGAAGCAGAGCUUGGUGUAGAUUUUGCUCAACUUUACAGAGAGUCCACCUUUUAUGAGUGUCCUGGUUUAAAGGAGUUACAUUUCUCAACCCGUUUUGCACAGAAUGGUUGGGAACAGUUCAAAGCUUGUUUGUGGAAACAACACUGGUCCUAUUGGAGAAACCCUACAUACAACUUGAUGCGCCUAUUGUAUGCAUUUAUCUCAUCCAUUCUGCUUGGCUUGGUCUAUUGGCAACAUGGAAAGAAGAUAAACAACCAACAGGAUUUGUUCAAUUUGCUUGGUGCGAUGUUCACUGCUGUGAUCUUCUUGGGUAUAAACAACUGCUCAUCAGUUUUACCUUCUGUUGCGAUAGAGCGCACUGUCAUGUACAGAGAAAGAUAUGCAGGAAUGUACUCUUCAACGGCCUACUCAUUAGCACAGAUGGCAAUUGAACUUCCCUACAUAUUCAUCCAAACACUCGUGUUUGUGGUCAUCACAUACCCGAUGAUUGGUUACUAUGGUUCGGCUUAUAAGAUUUUCUGGUUCUUCUAUACCAUAUUUUGGACGAUACUCUGCUUCAAUUACAUAGGAAUGCUUCUUGUGGCAGUGACCCCAAAUGUUCAGGUGGCUGCUAUAUCGACGUCUCUCUUCUACACCAUGCUCUUUCUGUUUGCUGGGUUUGUGAUACCCAAACAGCAAAUUCCAAAGUGGUGGAUUUGGAUGUAUUACCUGUGUCCCACAUCUUGGACAAUAAACGGUCUUCUCACUUCACAGUAUGGUGAUAUAAACAAGGAGAUUCUAGUAUCUUCUGGUGAAACCAAAACGAUUGCUGCUUUCUUAAGAGACUAUUUCGGGUUUGACCAUGAUAAUUUGGGCAUCGUAGCUGUUAUUCUUAUUGUCCUCCCCCUCUUCUUUGCAUCCCUUUUUGCUCAUUUUACAGGGAAACUAAACUUUCAGAGGCGAUGAAUAAGAAUCUGAAGGAUCCAUGUCAACUAGCUUAUCCACCCAAUAGAAUACAAUUGUGGUUUGUUUAUUGAGACAUGUUUAACAUGUUAAAUUCAGCCUUCUAACCAUUUUAAUUGGUUUUUUACCGUAAUGUUUCGAUUUCCUUUUGGUUUCUCCUCUAUGGUCAGUUGCUCAUAGCAUUAAGAAGGCUGAAUUCAAGAUUCAAGUGUCUAACAGGCUUUGUGGUGAAGCUUCUUUUAAGUUUCUGUUUGGGAGGGCUGAAGUGCAGCAGCUUCUAACUUUCUGAGGUGGGUUCUACACCGACAGCCUAUAAGCUAUGUUUGAUGAAAGAUACGGAGAGUCCAAAUCUUCUGUUAAUCAGUUAUUUAGUGUCUGCUUCAAUUUCUUUGAAUAGCUUAUUUGAAGUGCUUAAGAGAGCAACUGAACCAGCUUAGUGGAAUUUUCAGCUCAUGAUCAUUGAAAGCAGCUCAAUCAAAGCUUUGGCCUUCCAAACGGGCACUAAUAUUUCAACUAUUUUGAGAGAAACCGAGAAAGCAUUAAAUAGCUGGUGUUGUUCUUUGUUGGGUCUGACUAUUUUGGAAUUUUAGA